This is a messenger RNA of Cadophora gregata, 759 nucleotides long. RefSeq lists its product as uncharacterized. NCBI's taxonomy places the organism in Eukaryota, Fungi, Ascomycota, Leotiomycetes, Helotiales, Ploettnerulaceae. Bases 167 to 718 code for a protein of 183 amino acids. The transcript is spliced from 2 exons. The record is from RefSeq and is a predicted model, not a curated record.
CACGUGAUGUGCAUCCGGGCCUGCCAUCGACGUCAUCACGAAAUACCUACUUCGCCUAGCCUCCAAAAUCUCAAUUCCAUUGCAAUUUUCUUCCUCUAGACAUACUAAUCUCUCCUAAUCAUUCUCAAUCUCAACCCUUCCAAGUCAUUCCAAGUCACCCAUCAAAAUGUCCUUCCAAUCCUUCGCCAUCUCCCGCAAGAAUGCGAGCAAGGAAAUGGCCCAGCUAGCAGAAGAUCACAUGAAGCACGACCUCCAGCAAUCCGACCGCGAUGCCCUCAACAGCGCCGCCCAAAAAUUCGGAACUUUCACCACAGUUGGCUCACUGGUCGGUCUCAGUCUUGGUGCGUUUUUGGCUUUUAGAGUGAGGAGUGCGAGAGCAGGAUAUUUCAAGGCUUUCAGAGCGAUGGAGAAGCCGACUCAUGUUCAGUUUGCGGGUGGAAGGACGGAACCUAUCCCAGAUAUCACACCGCUGUUAAAACCAACCACCCUUGGUGACUUCGCAGCGUACAUGCUUUUCUCGGCCGGGGGCCUGUUUAUUGGUGGGGAGCUUGGAUUGCUUAGUGGAUCGUAUGCGGCUAAGAGGUCGAUUACGAGUGACCCGGAGAGUAAGGCGAGGAUUGAGAAGGCGUUUAGACUGUUCAAGGCGGAUGUGCUGAAGCGGGAGAUUUCGAGGUUGGAGGGUGAUAGUUCGAGUAAUGUGGACUUGUUUCUAGAGUAGGACUUAGGCAGUUGAGCGAGCUGAAGUGGACAUGUUAAAGG